Molecule: messenger RNA, 4042 nt
Organism: Paramormyrops kingsleyae
Lineage: Eukaryota; Metazoa; Chordata; Actinopteri; Osteoglossiformes; Mormyridae
Source: RefSeq, a predicted model, not a curated record
UCAGCCAGCGGCGGGAAAAUGGAAAAUGUCUGUAUCCUGUAGUCAUUCCAAACGUCGGGCAGACUGAAUUACAGUAAUGUUUCAUUGUUUUCUUACAAGUUAUGCUGUGGCCCGGAAAGUCGAAACAACGGACUCGAAAAACGGCGUGGAGAAUCUGUGUGCCGAAUCAGAUUCCCCGAGACCCUGGCUGUGCAGCGCGCAGGACCGGAGCGGCAUGAUGAAGGCGGAGCUCCAGUUAGUCCGCGCUGCAGUGAUUGGCUACAUUGACGUGGGUAACUGCGGCUCUGCCUUCAUUCAGAUAGACGUGGGCCGUUCCUCCUGGCCUGUGGACCAUCCAUAUGUCACGCUGCUACCCACGGCGACACUGAUGAGCCCUGGAGAUUCUAGGCAGGGCACUGGGAGGACAGGGGUGCGGAUGUUCAAGAAAGAUGACUUCCUCUCUGCCGGGAGGGAGGCACCUUGGGACAGAGUGCGUGUGACCUGUCACCAGCCCUUCAAUAGGCAUGCCCAGUUCGGUUUGUCUUUUCUGCACAUCCGCACCUGCCUGGUAGACACAGAGCCCACAGACAACGUGGAAUCGAAAACCCCAGAGCAGGUGACGUCAAAAGUGAGAGAGUGGCUGUCCAGCCCAGCAGUGCAAAGGACCUUCUUUGGACGGACAACAGGGGAGGCUGUUUCAGAAAAGGGGGCCCGGAAACCCGGGGCAGGGCUGAGCCGCAUGGCCCGCAUGGUCGUCACGGCGACCGCAUCCUCCAAACACCUGCUCCCCAAGCCGCAGGCCCAUCCGCAGAGCCAGACCAGCGAUGUGGACCAGUCCAGCUGCGGGGAUAAUGUGCCCAAGACCAGUGAGAAACAGACCAGGAGACACUUGGAAAGGAAGUCAGUUACUAAAAAAAGGCCCGCUCACACCCACGCCCCUCCCUCCACGAAGAAGGGCAGGGCAGCGGCCCGCACGGGAUCCGUCCCAGCAGGCUCCAGUGCCAGCGGAACCCCCGCCUGUUCACAGACUGAAUGUGGAGAAGGCGAGGCUCCGGAGACAACCUGCCCUUUAUGUGGAGGGUAUUUCACCAGUGAGUACCUGCCCAUGCAUGCCUCCUCGUGCCAGGGAGAGGAGGAGUGGCCAUUGACCCAGGGUACCAUGGCAACAAGCACCACCCCUCCCCCCAGCCCCUCCUUCAGUCCCCAAGUCGACCUGGUGCCCUGCCCACUGUGCUCCUUCCGGUUUCCCCCGGGCCAGAUCCAGCAGCACGCCAGCAGCUGCGGCGACCCGGACCAGCCCCAGUGGGAGUGGCUGGACCUGCUGCUCCCUGUUUGCAAGAUGAACAUGCAGAAUCUGACGGCGGAGCAAUGGCGGGAGAUCAUGAACAGGAAGAUGCAUUUCCCUCCCGAGCUGAUCGGUGCCAUCCAGGAGGGGAACACGGUGAUGGUGUCGGACCUGCUGAAGAUCGGCGACGGCAUCAUCCGGCAGCUGGACGACUCCGAGGACCGGCAGUGGCGGGAGGCCCUGAAUCUGGCUAUCCGGCUGGGCAGGGAAGACACCUUAGAUGCCCUGCUGCAGGGAGUCAAGUUCGACUUCCGGCAGAUCCACGAGGCGCUGCUGGUGGCGGUGGACACCAACCAGCCGCAGGUGGUCAAGAAGCUCCUGGACCGGCUGGAUCAGGAGAAGGGGGUGGGCAACAACAAAGUGGACGUGCGCUCCUUCUCGCUGGCCAUCUUCGACCACUCCAUCGACGACUCGCAGUUCGCACCCGGGGUGACGCCGCUGACACUGGCCUGCCAGAAGGACCUCUACGACAUCGUCACCAUGCUGACGCGCAAGGGCCACGUCAUCCCACGGCCGCACAGCAUCUCCUGCGCCUGCCUGGAGUGCCGCAACGGCCGGCAGUACGAUCUGCUGAAGUUCUCGCUGUCGCGCAUAAACACGUACCGCGGCAUCGCCAGCCGAGCCUACCUCUCCAUCACCUCCGAGGACGCCAUGCUCAGCGCGUUCCGCCUCAGCAGGGACCUGCGCAGGCUCUCCAAGAAGGAGCCCGAGUUCAAGCCGCAGUACCUGAGUCUGGAGGAGCUGUGCCAGGAGUUUGCUGUGGAGCUCCUGGGAAUGUGCCGCAACCAGAGUGAGGUCACCACCAUCCUCAACGACUGCGACGACGACAGCGAGGACGAGGACGGCCUGGAUGGCCGGGCUUUCGAGGAGGGCAUCCCCAAUCUGGCCCGCCUCCGCCUGGCUGUCAACUACAACCAGAAACAGUUUGUGGCACAUCCCAUCUGCCAGCAGGUGCUCUCCUCCAUCUGGUGUGGCAGCCUCUCAGGCUGGAAAGGCAGCAAGACGGCCUGGAAGCUUUUUGUGUCCGUCGCCAUCUUCAUCACCAUGCCGUUCCUCUGCCUCAUCUACUGGUUCGCCCCAAAGUCCAAGAUCGGCAAGACGCUGAAAAUCCCCGUGAUCAAGUUCCUGCUCCACUCCGCUUCCUACCUCUGGUUCCUCAUCACGCUGCUGUGCGAGUCCAUCGCCAUGGAGAUGUUUCGGACCGAGUUCGCCUCACGCCACCAGAACAUGCUGCACAACUCCCUGCACAUGGUGUGGGUGGUGGGCUUCUUCUGGUUUGAGUGUAAGGAGGUGUGGAUUGAGGGCUUGCGCACUUACCUCCUGGACUGGUGGAACUGCCUGGACAUGAUGGUCCUCAGCAUGUAUCUGGCGUCCUUUGCCUUGCGCGUUGUCAUCGUGCUCAAGGGCUACUUCAUUUGCCAGGAACCCAACCGCCUGCAAGAGUGUGCCUACUUCACACAUUCUGGCCGUGAGGAGUGGAGACAGGAGGACCCACAGCUGGUCGCGGAGGUGCUGUUUGCUGUGACCAGCAUGCUGAGUUUCACACGCCUGGCUUACAUCCUGCCAGCCCAAGAAUCCCUGGGAACGAUGCAGAUCUCCAUCGGCAAAAUGAUCGACGACAUGAUGAGAUUCCUGUUCAUCUUGAUGAUCAUUGGGACAGCCUUCCUCUGUGGAAUCAAUAGCAUCUACGUGCCCUAUGUCAUCUCUCCACGCCUUGGACAGUUCAACGAGACCUUCCGCUUCCUCUUCUGGACAAUGUUUGGAGUGGUGAACCAGGAGUACGUGGACAUGCCGGACUUCGUGGUGGCCGAGUUCGUGGGUCGGGUGCUGUAUGGCAUCUUCACCCUGAUCAUUGUCAUUGUGCUGCUCAACAUGCUGAUCGCCAUGAUCACCAACUCCUUCCAGAAGAUUGAGGAUGAUGCGGACGUGGAGUGGAAGUUUGCCCGCUCCAAGCUCUACCUCAAUUACUUUCGAGAAGGUCUCACCAUGCCGGUCCCCUUCAACAUCAUCCCCUCUCCUAAGGCGACCUUCUAUCUGAUACGAGGAAUCUUCCGGAGGAUCUGCUGCUGCUGUGAUUUCAACACGACACCGGACUACCCCCCCAUCCCCUCCAUCGUGAGUACAGAUUAAGAUGCUUCAAACGGGAUGCCAAACGAGGGGGCAAGCCGGUUGCCCUACAGACAGCAAGUGAUCCGGGCCCUGGUGCAGCGCUACAUUGAGUCGGCGCGCCGGGAGUUUGCGGAGAGCAAGCGCAAAGAUGUGGGUAACCGGAUCACGGAACUGAACAAAGUCGUGUCCAGGCUACACUCAGAGAUGAAACAGAUCCACCAGGUGCUGAUGCACGGUAACUUCGGCGUGUCAGACAGCACCACCAGCGAGGGGUCCUCCAUGCUGGGCAAGUACAUCAUGGGGGCCAAGAACAACUUCCGGGGCUUCAGCAGUGUUGGCCCUCCCAAGCACACCCCCCUGCAGGUGACGGUGCAUGAGAUGGAGGAUGAAGAAGUGAAGAAGGAAGAGGUGGUGGAGGUGGAGGCAACAACGGUGGAGGUAGAGGACCAGACCUAUGCAAAGGGAGGUGAGGACCAGGCUUCUUCCCCAACUGGCAGCAAGCGCUCCUGGGAUACAGGCUUUGGUUCCCAGGAAGGGGAGUCGUCAAUUGAGGGAGGGGCAGAGACAUCUACUACAACCCCAUCUGAGAAUGGGGCAGACUUAAAUUAG